AUGAAAAUUUUAAGCAAGAAAAUAAUAAAGGGAGUUGGAUUCAUAAAAGUAGUGCCUGAAGAAGAUGAUGACUUUUGGCAUUUGUAUAAUCUAUUGUCUGUUGGAGAUAUAAUAAAGACAAGCACACACAGAAAGAUAGUGAAAGAAAGUUAAACUGGUACUAAGGUUUCUGAGAAAAGAAGGAUAUUUGUAUUUUUAAAGGUUCACGAAAUUAAUUAUUGGGCAGAUCAAUAUCUAUUGCUAUCAAUAAAGGGCAGAAAUUGCUAAGAAUCUCAUUGGUUAUCUUUGGGCUAAUUUCAUACCUACGAAGUUGAAUUGAAUUAGAAAAUCGUAAUAUACAAAGAAAAUUGGGAUAGAUUUCAUUAUGCCAUCUUGGAUUAGAUCAAACAAUAGUAAACUUUAUCAGAGGUGGCAGCAUUCAUAAUGGAGGAAGGAGUAGGUCACUUAUGUUUGAUAGGAUCAGCUACUACUAGAUUGAAGUAAAAAGUAGAGAAAUAGAUAACAAAGAAGAGAAGUGCUAAUGAGUAAAGAGAGAAGGCAAUGGAAGAGUUUUUUAAAGCAUGUUUAGCAGCCUUGGAAUAAGAUUCAUUAUUUGAAUAAGUAAAAUGUUUGAUUGUGGCAUCUCCAGGAUAUGUGAAGGAUGAUUUCUAUUAGUUUCUGAGAAAUAUAUUUUAAAAGGAGGAGAAGUAUAAGGGAAAAUAGAAAAUGUUAGAUAAGAUCUUUCUAGUAAGAUCAAGUUCAGGCUAUUUGAACAGUUUAAUGGAAAUUCUAUAGGAUCAAUAGGUUUAGUAAAGAUUAGAAAAUACAAAGUAAAAUAUUCGAAAAAUAUUUAGAGCUAUGCAAGAAGUGAUGAUCUUGGAGAAGUUCUUUGAGUAACUUCGAAUAGAUAUAACUAAAGUUGCUUAUGGAAAGAAAGAUGUUGAAUUUGCUCAUAGUCUUGGUGCAAUUCAGACUCUAUUAAUAAGUGAUAAAGUGGCAAGAGCCAAAGAUCCAAAAGUAAGGAGAUAAUGGCUGAAAGUGAUUGAAGAGAUCAAGAACAAGGGUGGAGAAGUGUUUAUCUUCUCUAGUUUACAUCCUUCUGGAAAACAACUGAACAACUAUACUGGAAUAGCAGCUAUUUUAUAUGUUUCAGUUUCGUUUGAUUAUGAAGAUGAUGACGAAGAUGAAGAUGAGCAAGAACCAGUUGGUUAAUAGAUUCAUUAACAGUAACACUAACAUGCUUAAGAUGAAUUCAAAAUGGACAUGGUAGUCUAAAAGAAAUUUGAAGAGUUCGGCAUGGAAGAUGGUGAUGAUGUCGAUGAUGAUAUUUGAAUGUUAAUAUACAAUUAUAUAGAUAAAAAUAU
Molecule: messenger RNA, 1343 nt
Organism: Paramecium tetraurelia
Lineage: Eukaryota; Ciliophora; Oligohymenophorea; Peniculida; Parameciidae
Exons: 3
Biological process (GO): nuclear-transcribed mRNA catabolic process, non-stop decay; RNA surveillance; nonfunctional rRNA decay
Cellular component (GO): cytoplasm
Source: RefSeq, a predicted model, not a curated record